Daphnia pulex (common water flea) is the source of this 2463-nucleotide messenger RNA. RefSeq names its product myosin-11-like. The transcript has a single exon. Bases 1 to 2463 code for a protein of 820 amino acids. The record is from RefSeq and is a predicted model, not a curated record. NCBI's taxonomy places the organism in Eukaryota, Metazoa, Arthropoda, Branchiopoda, Diplostraca, Daphniidae.
AUGAACGACAUGUUGGUAGUCACUAUAUUGGCUGUCCUAUUUGUCUUGAUUAUCUGGAUCAUGAAUAUACUCUGCAGAUCGACCGAAAAACAAACUCGGCGUUCGGCUGUUAACCUGAAUAAGCGGAAUAAGAUUAAACCUGACGUUGCAUGCACCAAACAGCAUGCACUUCCCCGAGCUGAUAUUAACGAUGGAUUUUCGACUGCCAGCGGAGAAGACUUGAACAACCAAAGUUUUCUUCGUUUGAUGGCAGACGAAAAGAACCUGAUUGAAUUGGAAAAAGAACGCAUAGCGAAUGAGUUGAGUCUUGUUCAAUCCCAACUGACAGACUCCUCAUCAAAGCUGCAAAUGUUUCAGAACGUACACGACGAGUUGGCAGCUACCAAAAGAGAACUCGAAAAUAACAAACGUGAAAUGACUGACAUAAAAGAGAUAAAUCUCCGCUUGACAAAUGACGAUUCGCGACUAAGGCGAACAAUCGAAGACAUGGAUAGAAUUAUUAUCGAAGACAGAGAUAGAAUAAUGGCAUCCAAUGCGAUUGAGAAAAACCUGAUUGUAUUGGAAAAAGAACGUUUGGCGAAUGAGUUGAGUCUAGUCCAAUCCCAACUGACAGACUCCCAUUCCAAAGUGAAACAAUUCCGCAUCGAGUCAGCUACUACCAAAAGCGAACUCGAAGAAAAGAAAAGUGAAAUGACUGACAUGACAGAGAAUAAUCUCCGCUUGACAAAUGAAAAUUCGCGACUUAGGCAAACAAUUGAAGACAAGGAUAGAAUGAUCACACUGAUUGUGUUCGAUAAAGAAAGUUAUGAAAAUGAGUUGAGUCUGCUUCAAUCCCAACUGACGUUCAGCUCCAACCGUCAAAUGUUUCAGAACCAACGCGACGAAUUGGCAAUCACCAAAAUCGAACUCGAAAAUAACAAACGUUUAAUGACUGACAUUACGGAGAAAAAUCUCCGCUUGAAAAAAGACGAUUCGCGGUUAAGGCGAAAAAUCGAAGACAGGGAUAAAAUUAUUGCAUCCAAUGCGAUUGAGAAAAACCUGAUUGUAUUGGAUAAAGAACGUUUGGCGAAUAAGUUGAGUCUGCUUCAAUCCCAACUGACAGACUCCUCAUCAAAGCUGCAAAUGUUUCAGAACGUACACAACGAGUUGGCAGCUACCAAAAGCGAACUCGAAAAUAACAAACGUGAAAUGACUGACAUAAAAGAGAUAAAUCUCCGCUUGACAAAUGACGAUUCGCGACUAAGGCGACAAAUUGAAGCCAAGGAUAGAAUUAUCGAAGACAGGGAUAGAAUUAUUAUCGAAGAAAGAGAUAGAAUUAUGGCAUCCAGUGCGAUUGAGAAAAACCUUGAAUUGGAAAAAGAACGUUUGGAGAAUGAGUUGAGUCUGCUUCAAUCCCAACUGACAGACUCCUCAUCAAAGCUGCAAAUGUUUCAGAACGUACACAACGAGUUGGCAGCUACCAAAAGCGAACUCGAAAAUAACAAACGUGAAAUGACUGACAUAAAAGAGAUAAAUCUCCGCUUGACAAAUGACGAUUCGCGACUAAGGCGACAAAUUGAAGCCAAGGAUAGAAUUAUCGAAGACAGGGAUAGAAUUAUUAUCGAAGAAAGAGAUAGAAUUAUGGCAUCCAGUGCGAUUGAGAAAAACCUUGAAUUGGAAAAAGAACGUUUGGAGAAUGAGUUGAGUCUAGUCCAAUCCCAACUGAAAGACUCCCAUUCCAAAGUGAAACAAUUCCGCAUCGAGUCAGCUACUACCAAAAGCGAACUCGAAGAAAAGAAAAGUGAAAUGACUGACAUGACAGAGAAUAAUCUCCGCUUGACAAAUGAAAAUUCGCGACUUAGGCAAACAAUUGAAGACAAGGAUAGAACUAUCAGACUGAUUGUGUUCGAUAAAGAAAGUUAUGCAAAUGAGUUGAGUCUGCUUCAAUCCCAACUGACGUUCAGCUCCAACCGUCAAAUGUUUCAGAACCAACGCGACGAGUUGUCAAUCACCAAAAUCGAACUCGAAAAUAACAAACGUUUAAUGACUGACAUUACGGAGAAAAAUCUCCGCUUGAAAAAAGACGAUUCGCGGUUAAGGCGAAAAAUCGAAGACAGGGAUAAAAUUAUUGCAUCCAAUGCGAUUGAGAAAAACCUGAUUGUAUUGGAUAAAGAACGUUUGGCGAAUAAGUUGAGUCUAGUUCAAUCACAACUGAGAGACUCCCAAUCCAACCAAAUAUUCCAGAAGGUACACGACGAGAUAGCAACUACGAAAAGGGAACUCGAAGAAAAGAAACGAGAAAUUCUCCGUUGGACCGAAAACGAUUCACAGUUGAGGCGACAAUUGGACCGUCGUCGGCGUCGUCCUGCGACGACAGCAACAACUCGAGAAACGGAAAAUGUAUGUCAGACGACAUACCCGGAUCUGCCGCCGGAAUAUGAAAAUCCCCCCAGUUACGGAGCCUCGGUCACCGCCCGAUACUAA